This is a messenger RNA of Grus americana (Whooping crane), 1358 nucleotides long. RefSeq lists its product as uncharacterized. Gene Ontology annotation, cellular component: nucleosome. Lineage: Eukaryota; Metazoa; Chordata; Aves; Gruiformes; Gruidae. Gene Ontology annotation, molecular function: protein heterodimerization activity; DNA binding; structural constituent of chromatin. Bases 33 to 1358 code for a protein of 441 amino acids. The record is from RefSeq and is a predicted model, not a curated record. The transcript has 4 exons.
CACACGCUGCUUGGGUCGAGCGAGGCGAGACCAUGUCUGGCAGAGGCAAGGGCGGGAAGGGGCUCGGCAAGGGGGGCGCCAAGCGCCACCGCAAGGUGCUGCGCGACAACAUCCAGGGCAUCACCAAGCCGGCCAUCCGCCGCCUGGCUCGGCGCGGCGGCGUGAAGCGCAUCUCGGGGCUCAUCUACGAGGAGACGCGCGGCGUGCUGAAGGUCUUCCUGGAGAACGUGAUCCGCGACGCCGUCACCUACACCGAGCACGCCAAGAGGAAGACGGUCACGGCCAUGGACGUGGUCUACGCCCUCAAGCGCCAGGGACGCACCCUCUACGGCUUCGGCGCCUCCUUCGAAGCGGGAACGGGACGUGAGGGACCGGCAGGCAAGAACACCCAGGAUGCCGGGGACAAGCGAUGGAGUGAGACAGACAGGCUGCCCCGCCACCGGCUGCACCGCAGCAGCCUGCAAUGGGAAGCUCACGACACGGCGGCGCUCUCCCCCCUGCCACUGGGGGAGGGCGGGACAAAGCGGGAAGGCAAUCGGCGCUGCCUUGAGCGCGGUAAAAGGGAGCAUGGCACAGGCUGCCCACACCCGCUCCAAAAACACAGCGACACAGCUCUCUCCGGUGGCCACGUGGUGGCUCUUAAAAGAGCCUUUGGGUUUGGCGGUGGCAGGGCAGGAGCCUCAGGCGCGCUCACCGCGGAUGCGGCGGGCCAGCUGGAUGUCCUUGGGCAUGAUGGUGACGCGCUUGGCGUGGAUGGCGCAGAGGUUGGUGUCCUCGAAGAGCCCCACCAGGUAGGCCUCGCUCGCCUCCUGCAGCGCCAUCACGGCCGAGCUCUGGAAGCGCAGGUCGGUCUUGAAGUCCUGCGCGAUCUCGCGCACCAGGCGCUGGAAGGGCAGCUUGCGGAUCAGCAGCUCCGUCGACUUCUGCGGCACGAAUCGACAGAUCUCAUGGCGCGUACGAAGCAGACGGCGCGUAAGUCGACGGGCGGGAAGGCGCCCCGCAAGCAGCUGGCCACCAAGGCGGCCCGCAAGAGCGCGCCGGCCACGGGCGGCGUGAAGAAGCCGCACCGCUACCGGCCCGGCACGGUGGCGCUGCGCGAGAUCCGGCGCUACCAGAAGUCGACGGAGCUGCUGAUCCGCAAGCUGCCCUUCCAGCGCCUGGUGCGCGAGAUCGCGCAGGACUUCAAGACCGACCUGCGCUUCCAGAGCUCGGCCGUGAUGGCGCUGCAGGAGGCGAGCGAGGCCUACCUGGUGGGGCUCUUCGAGGACACCAACCUCUGCGCCAUCCACGCCAAGCGCGUCACCAUUAUGCCCAAGGACAUCCAGCUGGCCCGCCGCAUCCGCGGUGAGCGCGCCUGA